Messenger RNA from Triticum turgidum subsp. durum (durum wheat), 1284 nucleotides. The record is from the annotation of a GenBank genome assembly. Lineage: Eukaryota; Viridiplantae; Streptophyta; Magnoliopsida; Poales; Poaceae.
AUGCUCAAAAGAGCAUCAGAGAUGUGCGAGGAGAUUGUUGAGUUCUGCAAUGAGUACGAGGCAGCCGUCGUGGAUGCCGUUGCCGCGCUGCCGACCCGCUCGCCGUCGCCGACUUCCAACCCAGGCCUGGCGCGGGGACGCUACCACAGGACGUCCGACGCCUUCAAGCUGUUCGACAAAAUGCCGAAUCCGUACGACAAUCGGCCAAGUGCCCGUUGUCCGCUACUACCGGUGAGCUGUUGUACCGAGCGCGCCCAUGGAUCACGGUGCUUGCUCGAGAAAAGGGGCGCGUCUGCAAGGCGAGCUGGUGAUCCACGAUCAGCUAGCCACCUACCACCCUUCCACGCCGCCACCGCCCAGAUCUCCGUCCUAGAAACCCGCCGCCAGAAGCAAGUGCGUGAUCACCUCAUCGCCACCAUGGAUCCCGCGCUCAAAGCUUACCUCGACAAGAUGAGCGACGAGGCCACCGCCCGCGCCAACAAGCAAGACGGCGACAACAAUGCCAUCCUCCAGGCCUUGGCGACGCAGACGGCGCGGAUUGACUCCCUCGUCACCUGGAAGCCGGAGUUGGAGGCGCGGUUCACGCAAUUGGAGCUCUCGGUCGCGGCUCUCCAAGCCGCAUCAUCUUCAACUGCACCAUCCAUCGGAUCGCCGCCACUUGCGACCCCUCCCAUGGUUGCGCGCGAGAUCCAAGGGCAAUCAGGUCACGACGCGCCACUGCAUCCUGGGGGAUCCUCGUCGGUGAUCCCCGAGUCACCAGCGACUUCCCCGGUCACAGACGGCCAACGUUCAAGGCUCACCUUGCUUGGUCAGAUGAAGAUGGAAGAUGAGAUCCCAGGGGAAACCCCUAGCCCGGGUACUCCUGGUGCGGAUGAUGGCGGCGCAGCUGGCAUCGCGACCCUUCUUGAAGGCAUCAUCUUGGGGUCUGCUUGGGUGACGUGUGGUGGUGCUUGCUGCGGGAUGGUGGUGGUGGUGGUGCGGCCGGAUGGGCCGAUGGUGGGCGAGACGGGCAGUGAAACAGCUGCCAUGGCAGCGAAAGGCAAAGGUUAUGAUCAGAAUGGCCUCCCCUACUAUACUGGCUACCCAGCAGGUGAUGAUCAGAAUGCCAUGCACUUCUAUCUUGUCGCCUAUGCUGCAACUGCGGUGGGCGUCCCAGCAACUGAUGCUGUCAACAUGGACGGCAAUGCUGGAUCUCCUGCCGGCGCCGGGCAGGCCGAAUCGAUAGGCCGCAUCACACUUGCAUCAGAUGCUCCUCCCGUCGCUGCAAUCGACUCUCCGAAGUGA